Carassius auratus (goldfish) is the source of this 2908-nucleotide messenger RNA. Its product is annotated as lysosome-associated membrane glycoprotein 1-like. Lineage: Eukaryota; Metazoa; Chordata; Actinopteri; Cypriniformes; Cyprinidae. The coding region runs from base 187 to 1437 and encodes 416 amino acids. Gene Ontology annotation, cellular component: lysosomal membrane; plasma membrane; late endosome membrane. The record is from RefSeq and is a predicted model, not a curated record. Gene Ontology annotation, biological process: establishment of protein localization to organelle. The transcript has 10 exons.
AUCACAUGACUGGAACAUUCUACCUCAUGACUCGCAGAAUCUGCUGCUAGACACCGAACAGACACCGAACUCGCUUUAUAACUGACAGACAGCACAGAUCCGCGCGGAUCAUCUAAAGAAAGGUACGCGGAGUUUACUACGUAACGUUAGUGUUCUGCGCUCGGAGUCUGACGCGUUUUCUGAGGCAUGACGGUGAAACGGAGCUCCGCUGCAGGUGUCUGCUGGACCCUACUGAUGGGGUGUGUGUUUGCAGCUCACGCGGUGACGUUUGAGGUGACGGAUGGAAACUCCACCUGCAUUAAAGCAGAUCUCAACAUCAGCUUCAGCAUCACCUACAACACCACUAAUGGAACGAGCGCGGCGAGGUUUGUGCUGCCGUCCACAGCAGCGGUGGGUGAAGGUAGUUCCUGCGGCGGAGCUGGUGUUCCUCCAGAGCUGCUGGUGUCCUUCAGCACGGGUCACACUCUCACACUCCUGUUCUCCAGAGACACACACCUCUACCGUGUGUCCAACAUCAGCCUGCAGUACAACCUGAGCGACACCAGCACCUUCCCACAGUCCUCCAGCCGCGGGCUCCUGACGGCGGUGAGGAACGUGACGGAGAUCUGGGCGAGGUUGAACAGCACCUACAGGUGUGUGAGCCCCAGCAGCUUCAGUCUGAGCCCCGAGGUCAACCUCACCUUCUCUGAUGUGCACAUGGAGGCUUACAUGAGCGGAGCAAACCUCAGCACGGACGAGAGCGUUUGCAGCGCUGAUCAGACGGUUACGACCGCUGCCCCGACUCAGUCGCCCAGAACCACGUCCGCCCCGUCUCCCACCCCGCUGCCCGCUCCGCUGCAAGGGAACUACACCCUCACUGACCACAACGGCACCGCCUGCCUGCUGGCACUGAUGGGGUUACAGCUCAACAUCACACACCGCUCCAGAGCACUGAACCAGAUGGUCAGCGAGGUCGUGAACCUGCAGCCCAACAGAACCACAGCCUCGGGGUCGUGUGGGGUCACGGUCGCCACGCUGGUGCUGACGGAGGAUCUCACCAACCUCACCUUUACCUUCACACUGAACUCCACUACACAGAAGUAUUCCCUGAGCGCUGUGAACGUCUCUGCUCUCUGGCCUGACAUGACAGACCGCUUCGAGGAGGGAAACGUCUCUCUGAACUUCCUGCAGUGCAGCGUGGGCCGCUCGUACAUGUGCAGCGCUGAGCAGACGCUCUCGAUCGUGCCCAGCUUCUCCAUAAACACCUUCAGACUCCAGCUGCAGCCCUUCAACGUCACGGCCGGACGCUUCUCUGCAGUGGAGGAGUGCCGUGUGGAUCAGGAGAACAUGCUCAUCCCCAUCAUCGUGGGUGUGGCUCUGGCCGGUCUGGUGCUCAUCGUCCUCAUCGCGUAUCUGAUCGGCAGGAAGAGGACACACGCCGGAUACCAGACCAUCUGAUCACCUUCAUCAUCCUCCUCCUCCUCUGUCUGCGCUGCGAUCGACUGCAACGACAUGCACUGGAGUGUGUGUGUGUGUGUGUGUGUGAGAGAGAGAGUGUGUGUUCACUGUAAGGUCAGGGGUCAGCUGCAGUGGUCAGUGUGUGUGUGUGUGUGUGUGUGAGUGAGUGUUAACUGAGGUCAGGGGUCAGCUGCAGUGGUCAGUGUGUGUGUGUGUGUGUGAGUGAGUGAGUGAGUGAGUGUUAACUGUGAGGUCAGGGGUCAGCUGCAGUGGUCAGUGUGUGUGUGAGUGUGUGAGUGUUAACUGUGAGGUCAGGGGUCAGCUGCAGUGGUUAUUAAUGUGAGAGUGUGUUUGUGUUCACGGUGAGGUCAGAGGAGUGUGUGUGUGUGUGUGUGAGAGAGAGUGUGUGUGUGUGUGUGUGAGAGAGAGAGUGUGUGUGUGUGUGAGAGCGAGUGUGUGUUCACUGUAAGGUCAGGGGUCAGCUGCAGUGGUUAUUAAUGUGAGAGUGUGUUUGUGUUCACAGUGAGGUCAGAGGAGUGUGUGUGUGUGUGUGUGAGAGAGAGAGUGUGUGUGUGAGUGAGUGAGUGUUAACUGUGAGGUCAGGGGUCAGCUGCAGUGGUUAUUAAUGUGAGAGUGUGUUUGUGUUCACGGUAAGGUCAGAGGAGUGUGUGUGUGUGUGUGUGUGUGUGUGUGUGUGUGUGAAUGAUGAUUGUUUGAGUCCAGAUGUUCAGCACAAACUGGACAGACCUUCACUCUCAGACGUAAUCCUAAAAAUGACUCCUCUUUUCUUUUCUUCUAAUGUUCUUUUCUUCUGUUCAUUUUAUUCUAAAAUGCUCAAUGUUUUAGUGUUUGUACUGAUUUUAACUGGCUAUAUGUAAAAAUAAGUGUAUGACAUCAGCUCAUUUAUGUGUGUGUGUGUGAUGCUGGCAUUAAAUGACACGUGAUGUUAAUAAUUACCCAUGAUCCUCCACACACACACACACACACACACACACACACACACAGAGAGAGCUGUAAGAGCCGUUCACACAGAACACGUUUGUUUGGAUCUGAUCUGAUCUUGAGCAGCGAGACUCUCAGAGAGACUCCAGUUCAGUGAUUCUGUGUGAACAUGAACCCUAAACCCUGAUGAUGAUGAUGAUGAUGAUGAUGAUGAUGAAGGUUCAGCUUGUUGCUCGGGUGAAAAGGGAAAUGAAUGAAUGUGAUUCUGAAACUAUCUUGUUUCCUAAGACAUUUAAAGUGCAUGCCAGUGACAUCAUCAUCACAGCAUGAAGAUGAAGAUGAUGGUGGAUCUGUGGAUCAGUGUUUAAGUGAUGAUGAUGAUGAUGAUGAUGAUGAUGAUGAUGAUGAUGACAGCACUCAUGUCUCAUGCUUGUGUCACUGACGUUGGUUUCUGGAUAUUUUUGUAGUGAAUGUUUGGUUAUUUUAUGCUUCAGGGUUUGAGAUUAAUUAAUAAAUGACUUCCACUCCA